This is a messenger RNA of Spea bombifrons (plains spadefoot toad), 1640 nucleotides long. It is a transcript of the gene PPP1R8, whose product is annotated as protein phosphatase 1 regulatory subunit 8. Gene Ontology annotation, molecular function: protein serine/threonine phosphatase inhibitor activity; mRNA binding; protein binding. NCBI's taxonomy places the organism in Eukaryota, Metazoa, Chordata, Amphibia, Anura, Pelobatidae. Gene Ontology annotation, cellular component: nuclear speck. The transcript is spliced from 7 exons. The coding region runs from base 22 to 1062 and encodes 346 amino acids. The record is from RefSeq and is a predicted model, not a curated record.
AGAGGAGGAGUAGAAGCAAAGAUGGCGGCGAAUCCGAACUCCAACAAAUAUGGAUUUGAUUGUCCAAGCUGGGCAGGAAAGCCACCUCCGGGCCUGCAUCUAGAUGUUGUCAAAGGAGACAAGCUGAUAGAGAAGCUAAUCAUUGAUGAGAAGAAAUACUACCUGUUUGGACGGAACCCGGAUAUGUGUGACUUUACCAUCGAUCACCAGUCAUGCUCCAGAGUUCAUUCGGCACUGGUUUACCACAAGCAUCUGAAGAGGGUGUUUCUCAUAGAUCUCAACAGCACACAUGGCACCUUCUUGGGCCAUAUCCGUCUGGAACCUCACAAGCCUCAGCAGAUACCCAUAGACUCCACGGUUUCUUUUGGAGCUUCAACACGAAUGUACACUCUUCGUGAAAAACCCCAAACUCUUCCCGCUGCUUUGAAAGGGGACGAGAAAGCUGGGGAGGACGAUGAGUUAAAGGGUCUUUUGGGUCUUCCAGAAGAAGAAACUGAACUUGAUAAUCUGACAGAAUUCAACACAGCACACAAUAAGAGGAUAUCUACGCUAACCAUAGAGGAAGGUAACCUUGAUAUUCAGAGACCCAAAAGAAAGAGACGGAAUUCUAGGGUAACAUUCAACGAGGACGAUGAGGUUAUUAACCCCGAGGAUGUCGAUCCGUCAGUUGGACGUUUCAGGAAUAUGGUGCAGACAGCUGUGGUUCCUGUAAAGAAAAAGAAGAUUGAGAGCCCUGGGUCUCUGAGCCUGGAAGAUUCUGUUGGCAGGCGUGUACAGAACUUUCCGUAUGCUGGAGGUUUAUAUGGAGGUCUACCCCCUACCCACGCUGAAGGAGGAGCACAGACAGCUGGUGGUCACGGCACAGCCCUGAUGGGUGGCAUGCCCUUCCCCAACUUGGCACCUGAGGUCGAUAUUGCACCAACUACCCCUACUGCUACUUCAAUCACAGCUGUCCCUACACCAUCCAGCUUUGCCGCAGAAGCAGUUAAUGAGCCCAAGAAAAAGAAGUAUGCGAAGGAGGCAUGGCCUGGAAAAAAACCCACCCCUUCAUUACUUAUUUAAUAGAUCUCAGUCAACUUCGGAGCUAGAGGGCAAAGCAACUUUUCCACCAAUAAUAGCCCUUUUAUUUUCUAUAUGACAUCCCGCUCCUUCCCAGGCUACUGACACGCUGUAAAUACUGUAUUUGUUCACUGAUAAGCUUAAGGGCGGGCCGUGAGACAUUUCAUCAAUUAAGGUUGACGUUUUCUCUUGAUAAAUAUACUUUUUAUAUAAAUGUUUAGUAUCUCUAUACUGGUAAUGCACCAUUGCAAUCUACAGCUGUGUGUGUGUGUGUGUGUACACAAAGGAAUAUUCCACAGAAUAAUGCUAUCUGUAUUUAUAUAAAUAAGUCAUCAAAGCCUCUAGAGUGGAAUUCAGUAAACCUGUUGACUUUUUCCAUUUUUUUUUUCUGUAGGAAAAAAAAAACAUUUAUUGGUUUGUGGUAUAUAUACAAUGUAUAGAGACCUGUACAGAUGACAGCUUAUUUUUUUAAGAAUAUUAUUUGACCUCUAUCCAUAACUUCUGCUCUGUUAUGUUUGAGUGUUUUUUGACCGUGUACUUGCUUUUAUAGUCAUUCUUCGUUAAUAUAAUGAUUUGACCCA